Messenger RNA from Galendromus occidentalis (western predatory mite), 1207 nucleotides. RefSeq lists its product as uncharacterized. Lineage: Eukaryota; Metazoa; Arthropoda; Arachnida; Mesostigmata; Phytoseiidae. The transcript has 3 exons. The record is from RefSeq and is a predicted model, not a curated record. Bases 84 to 956 code for a protein of 290 amino acids.
CGUGCCAGCUCAUCGAACACAAACUGGUCACUUGUUCCGCUAAGAAUUGUUUUUUGUAUCGAAAAUCGAGGACAUCGGUCGAAAUGGCUCCUAUCGAGGCGUGUGGUCUGAUCAAGCAAGUGUCGGCGCUCAAGAAGAUACCCGUGGGCAAACUUGGCGUGUUGACGCCAGUCCACAUACGCGGCUUGGAAGUUGAGUUCACACUCGAUCAUGUCCUCGUGCCGAAGGCUGAGCAACGCCUGCUAGAGCCAGGAAUGAUUUUGCGAUUCAAGAUCAAGGGCGACAGUCGAAAUGGCUUCACGGCCGACGAGAUCAAGCCUGAAGAAUGCGCUCACUACUUCGGAUCGGUGAUCCGGGUUCCUACUGCCAAGGAUCCGUCCAGCAGGACGAUCGUUUCCCUCGAUCUGACGCUGGAUCCGAUCGUCAUCAGCGAGGAAAGUCUAAGGAAUCUGAAGCUCGACACGCCUCUGAGAUGCGGGGACUACGUCAGCUUGGCGAUCCGCUGGUCGGACUGGAUAGCGGCGCAGCAAGUCCACGCUAGACCUGAGGGGGAAAUUACCCAAGUAAUCGAACGUCGCGUACGCCGGCCACGAACCAAGAGUCAGGGUCGCGAGGCGGAAAAUGCCGCCCUGGCUGGUCUAGAGGGCAAUGUUGCGAAUGGGGCAGGUUUCGAGGAAUUGUCGCCUCAACACGAGCGCUUUGCUCGGCAGAGAGACAUGUGCGAUCGAGGAUCACGUCGACGUAGCAGAAGUGUCAAUCUUGACGUCGGGGAGAAAGCUUUCCCGAUACGAUAUUAUCCAAAUUAUCCGCAAUGUGGCCCUCAGAUGUGCUCUUGCCACUGCGUUCCCGUCUCGUCUGAUAUGAUGUACGGACCUUUCGCGAAUUUUUUCAACCCCGCGACGAUGUGUAUGCCACCUCCUUUCAUUCCUCCUUUCAUGAUGCGAGGCAGCCAAUGAGGGCGAGCUGAUAGAAAUGCGCUCCGCGAGUGGACGCUGUUCCAAGUCUGAACCUUGACACUGUUCCCCCAUGGAACAGUGAUGACGAUUAUGCCUAUGUUGGAAGUCGAGGAGAAUAGUGGGUUGCCGGAGGAAUCGUCCGAUCCGGAAUGAAUUCGAAAUACGACAUGUGCGAGAUAACUGGACCCCGUCCUCGAUUCGAUCGAGAGCAUCUUACAUAUUUUAGCCGUGGAGACAAGAAUUCCGCUUUU